Phodopus roborovskii (desert hamster) is the source of this 732-nucleotide messenger RNA. Its product is annotated as immunoglobulin lambda-1 light chain. The record is from RefSeq and is a predicted model, not a curated record. Lineage: Eukaryota; Metazoa; Chordata; Mammalia; Rodentia; Cricetidae. The transcript is spliced from 3 exons. Bases 1 to 732 code for a protein of 243 amino acids. Gene Ontology annotation, biological process: immune response; immunoglobulin production.
AUGGUCUGUGUGUUUAUGAUUCCAGGUUCCAUUGGUGACAUUGUGCUGACUCAGUCUCCAGAUUCGUUGUCUGUGUUUAUGACACAAAAGGCCACUAUCUCUUGCAAGUCCAGUGAAAGUGUCAAUGCAUAUGGCAUAAAUUUUGUGCACUGGUAUCAACAGAAACCAGGACAGUCCCCCAAACUCCUCAUCUAUGCAGGAUCCAACCUAGAAUCUGGGGUCCCUGCCAGGUUCAGUGGCAGUGGGUCAGGGACAGACUUCACGCUCACCAUCCAUCCUGUGGAGGCUGAUGAUGCUGCAACCUAUUACUGUCAGCAGAGUUCCACUGGGGACAUUGUGCUGACCCAGUCUCCAGCUUCUUUGACCACGUCUCUAGGGCAAAGGGCCACCAUCUCCUGCAAGGCCAGCCAGGGUGUCUCUAUAGCAUCUUACAAUUUUAUAAACUGGUAUCAACAGAAACCAGGACAGUCCCCCAAACUCCUCAUCUAUGCAGGAUCCAACCUAGAAUCUGGGGUCCCUGCCAGGUUCAGUGGCAGUGGGUCAGGGACAGACUUCACGCUCACCAUCCAUCCUGUGGAGGCUGAUGAUGCUGCAACCUAUUUCUGUCAGCAGAGAAGUACACUGGGAGCUGAGCAGUACCCAGCCUUCUACAUCUGCUCUAUGAGUCCUCGCAUCUCUGCUCUCACUGAGGUGUACCUGUACCUUGUCACUGAAGCAGCAGGGGGCAAUUGA